AACUCUUGACGCUGGAGAUAGGUGACCCUGCUUACACUAAAGAUAGAUUUCCUGGGCUGCUGGCUGCCUCGCUGGAGCGCUUCAGCUUUGAGCAGAUGGCCAUAAAUGGAAAGAGCAACUGGAGAGAGUCGGCGUACCUUAGCCAGAGUGUGAAUGUGGAAGCAUCAGUUCAUGGGAGUAAUGUGCACUGCACAGAUAAGACAAUUGAAGCUGCAGAAGCUCUGCUUCAUAUGGAGUCUCCUACCUGCCUGAGAGAUGCCAGGAGCCCUGUGGAAGUUUUUGUCCCUCCUUGUGUGUCAACCCCAGAAUUUAUCCAUGCGGCCAUGAGACCUGACGUGAUCACUGAAACUGUGGUGGAGGUGUCAACGGAGGAAUCCGAACCGAUGGAUGCAUCUCCUGUUCCAACUUCCCCCGAUAUCCAUGAACCAAUGAAAAAGAAAAAAGCUGGCCGUAAACCGAAGACCCAACAGUCGGCUGUAUCUGAUGGGUCUCCAGAUCUAGGUAUAAAGAAGAAACCUAGAGAAGGCAAAGGAAAUACAACGUACUUGUGGGAGUUUCUUCUGGAUCUUCUGCAGGACAAAAAUACUUGUCCGCGAUAUAUUAAAUGGACUCAGCGAGAGAAGGGAAUCUUUAAACUUGUGGACUCGAAAGCUGUCUCCAAACUAUGGGGAAAACACAAAAACAAACCUGACAUGAACUAUGAGACUAUGGGAAGAGCUCUGAGAUACUACUAUCAAAGAGGAAUCCUUGCAAAAGUUGAGGGACAGAGGCUUGUAUAUCAAUUUAAGGAGAUGCCAAAAAAUAUAGUUGUCAUAGAUGAUGACAAAAGUGAGUCCUGCAAUGAAGAUUUGCCAAUGCCUACAGAUGAGAAGUCAUUUUUGUCUUUAUCUGCAGAAAAUCUUUUAAAAGCAGCAACCUCUGCACGUGGAGGAAAAAAUUCCUCUCAGUUAAGCUGUACCAGAUCAGAAAAAGCAGUCACGAGAGUUGUGAAUAUUGCCUCACCAGCGCAUGAUACACCGUCAUCUCGUCCCUCAACUACCACCGCUACUGUCCCAGCAACAACAGCUCCCAGGACUGUACGUGUGGCAAUGCAAGUGCCUGUUGUAAUGACCUCUCUGGGACAGAAAAUCUCCACCGUGGCGGUGCAGUCGGUAAGCGCAGGCUCACCGUUACUGACCAACACGAGUCCGACAACGGCGACGACUCCGAAGGUAGUAAUCCAGACAAUCCCUACUGUGAUGCCAACCUCCGCUGAAAACGGAGACAAAAUCACAAUGCAGCCUGCCAAAAUCAUCACGAUCCCCGCCACGCAGCUGACGCAGUGUCAGUUACAAACAAAAACGGGCCUGUCUGGAUCGGGAAGUAUUAACAUCGUGGGAACCCCGUUGGCUGUUAGAGCACUAACCCCGGUGUCUAUAGCUCAUGGGACACCGGUGAUGAGACUAUCGGUGCCUGCUCAGCAGGCCUCUGGCCAGACUCCUCCCAGGGUGAUUAGCGCGGUUAUCAAAAGUCCAGAAGUUAAAUCAGACGCUGCGGCGUUAAAACAGGAACGUGAAGUGAAAACGCUGCAGCUGGUAAAGGAAGAGAAGCCGGCAGAUGGGAGCAAGACUGUGACCCACGUAGUAGUAGUUAGCACGCCCUCUGCGAUUGCCCUUCCUGUAGCAAUGAAAACAGAAGGAAUCAUAACGUGCGAGAAAUGA
Apaloderma vittatum (bar-tailed trogon) is the source of this 1700-nucleotide messenger RNA. RefSeq names its product E74-like factor 2 (ets domain transcription factor) (gene ELF2). Gene Ontology annotation, biological process: regulation of transcription by RNA polymerase II; cell differentiation. Gene Ontology annotation, molecular function: DNA-binding transcription factor activity, RNA polymerase II-specific; sequence-specific DNA binding. Gene Ontology annotation, cellular component: nucleus. The record is from RefSeq and is a predicted model, not a curated record. Lineage: Eukaryota; Metazoa; Chordata; Aves; Trogoniformes; Trogonidae.